GAAAAGACAAAAUUAUCUUUGUCACCAAAGAAGAUCAUGAAGCUCCCAGCAAUGCUGAGCUGGUAGAAGAAGAUCCCAACGACCCGUAUGAGGAGCAAGGUCUCAUCCUCCCUAGCGGUGAGAUCAACUGGAACUGCCCCUGUCUGGGCGGGAUGGCCAGCGGUCCCUGCGGGACGGAGUUCAAGGAUGCCUUCUCCUGCUUCCACUACAGCAAGGAGGAAAUCAAAGGCUCGGACUGCAUGGAGCAGUUCACAGCCAUGCAGCAGUGCCUGCAGCUCUACCCCGAGCUGUACCCUCAAGAAGACGAAGCAGCAUCCAAACAAAGCUCCAAAGACUCUGCUGCUGCUGAGGAGGACGAAGGGCCUUCGGGUUUAAACUCAACACCUGCCCUCGAGCAGGACUCUGAUACCUCAAACCCCAACACAGACGGCUCAGCUGGGAGCUAAUAGAUCCAGUAUGUGUGUGUAUGUAUGUGAGCCACUAAGCUCAAUGUCCACCUUCCAGCUGCAGUUCAUCUGUAUGGAUCAAAAGUUUUUCUUUUUUAAAGUUAUUUACUCAUACAGACUGGAAUCACUGACAGAAUUACAGCAUCCUGACUUAUUUGGUUGGAUUAAAAAUAAAUAAAUAAAACAAGCUUGAAAAUAAA
Molecule: messenger RNA, 646 nt
Organism: Oryzias melastigma (Indian medaka)
Lineage: Eukaryota; Metazoa; Chordata; Actinopteri; Beloniformes; Adrianichthyidae
Product: mitochondrial intermembrane space import and assembly protein 40-B
Biological process (GO): protein import into mitochondrial intermembrane space
Cellular component (GO): mitochondrial intermembrane space
Molecular function (GO): protein-disulfide reductase activity
Source: RefSeq, a predicted model, not a curated record